Messenger RNA from Lycium barbarum (goji berry), 1379 nucleotides. RefSeq lists its product as uncharacterized. The transcript has 8 exons. The record is from RefSeq and is a predicted model, not a curated record. Gene Ontology annotation, molecular function: pyridoxal phosphate binding; molybdenum ion binding; catalytic activity. The coding region runs from base 205 to 1128 and encodes 307 amino acids. Lineage: Eukaryota; Viridiplantae; Streptophyta; Magnoliopsida; Solanales; Solanaceae.
GUAAAUGAUUACUAAAAACAAAACCAUUUGACCAAACAUGAAUUUAUUGUCCCUAUCAGAUAUGGUUCCCAAUUGAAAAUAAAAGAAUGUCCAAGUACACCUGCCAAUCUAUAAAUUCAUAUGAUGAGCUACAUUAAAUUUUGAACCUGCCACCCAAACAAGGUUUAGUAACAACAGUAAAGCAAACAGGAGAUAGAGAGAGUGAUGGCAGAAGUAACAGCAGUAGCUCAGGUUAAGUCAAUAUUUGUAUAUCCCAUCAAGUCAUGCCGUGGAAUUUCUGUUUCUCAAGCACCUAUCACUUCCACUGGAUUUCGAUGGGAUCGACAGUGGUUAGUGGUGAAUUCCAAAGGCAGGGCCCUUACUCAAAGAGUUGAACCAAAGCUUGCUCUUGUUGAAGUGACAUUGCCAACUGAGGCUUUUUCUGAAGGCUGGGAACCAAAUAACGACUCUUAUCUAGUUAUCAGAGCCCCUGGCAUGGAUCCACUGAAAAUUCCACUAAGUAACCCAUCUCAAGUGACGGAUGGUGUGUCGGUCUGGGAGUGGUCUGGCUCUGCCUUGGACGAGGGAGCUGAGGCAGCAACGUGGUUCUCCACUCAUCUUGGAAAACCAAGUCGGCUAGUUCGCUUUAGUGAAGUGAAGGAAAUGAGGGUUGUAGAUCCUAAUUAUGCUCAAGGAUACAAUGUUAUGUUUUCUGAUGGAUAUCCAUACCUUGUGCUAUCCCAGGGAUCGUUGAAUGCAUUAAAUUCUCUUCUUAAGGAGCCUGUUCCAGUAAAUCGUUUUAGACCCAAUGUUCUUGUUGACGGAUGUGAACCAUUUGCUGAGGAUUUGUGGAAGGAGAUCCGGAUCAAUAAGUUGACAUUUGAGGGUGUCAAACUAUGCUCUCGCUGUAAGGUACCUACCAUAAAUCAAGAAACAGCAGUACCAGGCUCUGAGCCAACAGAAACUCUCUCGAAGUUCCGAUCUGAUAAUGCCUUGCGUCCGAAUAAGAAACAACAAGGGAAUGUAUAUUUUGGACAGAACAUGGUUUGUUCCGACGCCCUUAGCCGUGGAAAAGGAAAGAUAGUCAAGGUGGGGGACCCUGUUUAUGUCCUUAAGGUUGUUCCUUCUAGUGCUGAAGCUCCAGCUUGAACUCUAGUAGUUCUAUCACCACAAUGGAAGGUGUGCAUUUGAAUAAGGUGAUUGGAAAAGAUUAAGAAUACUAAUGUAAAGAAAAGAGAUCUUCUAGGCCACUGCUAUAUAUUUUAUCUAAAUAAAAGGUUAGCUUGAAUUUGUCCUUUCCUGGUUGUGAAUUGCAUCAAGCAAGGUAUAAAACCAUGUAAAUGUGACCAGCUACGUCUCAAUUCCAGCAAGUUGAGAUCAGUAUAUGAAUCUUCAUUGUC